Messenger RNA from Rhinichthys klamathensis goyatoka, 903 nucleotides. Its product is annotated as putative nuclease HARBI1. The record is from RefSeq and is a predicted model, not a curated record. NCBI's taxonomy places the organism in Eukaryota, Metazoa, Chordata, Actinopteri, Cypriniformes, Leuciscidae. The transcript is spliced from 2 exons. The coding region runs from base 1 to 903 and encodes 300 amino acids.
AUGUCAGAAGAUACAAUUCAAAAGAAAUUUUGCCUGCCACGACAGCAAAUUCAGCAGCUUUUAGAUCUUAUUAGUCCGGAUGUGUCAAGACAAACUCGACGGAACCACCCCCUCAGCUCCGAAAUUCAGCUGCUUGCGGCUCUCCGUUUUUAUGCAGUGGGGAGUUUUCUGGAGGUGGUUGGGGAUGGAUAUGGACUGAGUAAGACCUCGGUGUGGCGGUGCGUUCGUUCAGUCACAAACAUCCUGCUCCGUCAUGCCACAGAUUAUAUCCGCAUGCCUUCCGCCAGGCACGAAGUGAUGGAGGCGCAUCAAAGAUUCCAUGCCAUUGCCGGUAUACCACAAAUAAUAGGGCUUGUCGACGGGACACUUAUCCCCAUAGCCAACCCAUCAGCGCUCAACCAGGCCUUCAUCUGUCGUAAGGGAUUCGCGGCCAUCAAUGUCCAGGUGGUGGUGGACCACAGGGGGAUGUUUGCAGACGUGGUGGCAAAGUGGCCUGGUAGCGCACACGACAGCUUUGUAUGGGCCAAUUCAGUAGUGGGUCAAGACGCAGAAAGAGGGUUUUUUGGGCAGAGCUUUUUUAUAGGAGACAGCGGCUACCCCCUCAGAACCUAUCUUCUAAAUCCAGUCACCAACCCCACCACGCGGGCCGAGGAGAAUUACAACAUUGCACACAUCCAUACCCGCAACUUGGUGGAGCGCUCGAUUGGGCACUGGAAGAUGAACUUCCGGUGCCAGCAUAAAUCAGCUGGAGGGUUGCGUCUGAAGCCAGAAAGAUGUUGUGCAGUUGCAGUAGUUACAGCAAUGCUACACAACAUUGCAGUCAGUGGAGGUGCAGCUUUGCUAGAAGAGGAGGAGGAAGAAGAGGAGGAGGAGGAAGCCGAGUUUAUUUUUCCUCCACAGUAG